Messenger RNA from Limanda limanda (common dab), 5284 nucleotides. RefSeq names its product RNA polymerase II elongation factor ELL. Gene Ontology annotation, molecular function: cis-regulatory region sequence-specific DNA binding. The transcript has 12 exons. Gene Ontology annotation, biological process: transcription elongation by RNA polymerase II; positive regulation of transcription elongation by RNA polymerase II; snRNA transcription by RNA polymerase II. Gene Ontology annotation, cellular component: transcription elongation factor complex. Bases 1 to 1797 code for a protein of 598 amino acids. The record is from RefSeq and is a predicted model, not a curated record. Lineage: Eukaryota; Metazoa; Chordata; Actinopteri; Pleuronectiformes; Pleuronectidae.
AUGGCAGCGCUGAGACAGGAGCAUCGUUAUGGACUCUCCUGUGGCAGAAUCAACAAAAGCAGCUCCAACCAGACGCUGUACCACGUCAAGCUCACCGACACUGCCAUCCGCACCCUGGAAGCCUCCCAGAACCUGAAGGCAUCACUAUCAACUCAGCCUGCGAUUUGCUUCAAGGGGAGCCAGGGGUACAUAAAGAUCCCGGCGCCGACCCCUGAAUCUCCAGAAGGAUUCCGGGUCUUCUCCUUCUACCUAUCCAGCGACAGCAAAGACAAGCCCCAGUCCAGCUUCGACUGCAUUCACCAGUAUGUCUCAGGGGAGGGCAGGGAUCAGCUGGAGGGCCAGGGCAGCAUUCAGGACAAGAUCACAGUUUGUGCCACGGACGACUCCUACCAGACGACCAGGGAGCGCAUGUCUCAGGUGGAGAAGGACAUCUGGAGCCGCUCAGCAAUUGAGAUCAAGCCCGGGCCAAGUAAAUAUGUGAAGGUCCAGAGGAAGCCGGGUCUGGUAUCAGGCUCAGAUAGCAGCAACAAGCACUCCCCCAACAACAAGAGGAGCCUGGUUCCCAGCGCCGUCGCACACCGGCCCUUGAGGGACCGCGUCAUUCACCUUCUGGCCUUAAAGCCCUACAGGAAACCUGAGCUGCUACUGUGGUUGGAGAGGGAGCGGGCCAGUCCAAAGGACAAAAGUGACCUGACCCCAGUGCUGGAUGAGGUUGGUAAACUCAACAUUAAAGACCACAGCUACUCUCUGAAGGACGAGCUCUACAGACACAUCCAGAAAGACUGGCCUGGAUAUCUCGAAGAAGAGAAGCAACUCAUCCACAGGCUCCUGAUCAGGAAACUCCAGCCACUGCACAGUAGCCAGCUGAAGAGCCCCCAGUCCAACAGUUCAUUCCACAAAACUCCUGGGGACUCUCCUUCACAACUCAGUCCUGCCAAGAAUCUCUCUGUGAAACGCCCAUUUCCCUCUGACCCAUCCAGCUGUCAAACCCCCAAAAAACAAAGACUGUUUGACCAGUGUCUGCCUCUGCGGUCGCCCUCUCAUGGAGACUACGGCACCAACGGGGCCCGUAGCGCCUCCAGUCACGGAAACUCUAUACAGAUCAAAAUGGACUUCGACAAAACCAACAAUCAUCUCCAGGGGAGCCCAAACGGUCUGUACUCGCCGCACAAACUCAGUGGGUCGUCUGUUAUUCCCAAACUGGAGAGGACUGAGCCAGCGCCUACUGCUCCCAGCCCCAAGCCCCCACACACCGACCCCUCCAUUUGCACUGACCAACCGUUCCCCAAUGGCCAACAUAAAAAGAAGAAGUCUAAAAAGCACAAAGACAAGGAACGAGAGCGCUUUAAACCAGAAUGGAUUGAAACCAGUCCAGACCUGAAGCAGAAACAAGAAAAUCUCAAAGAGCACGAGGGAGAGAAAACACCUGUCAAUCGAACCUCAGCAGAGGAGCUGCCGGACUAUUUAAUAAAAUACAGCACCAUUAAAGCACUGGAUCAGCGUCAACAGUACAAGGACGACUUCUGUGCCGAGUACGAUGAAUACAGAGCUCUUCAUGACCGGAUCGGGGCCAUCACAGAGAUGUUUGUUCAGUUGGGCUCAAAGAUCAACACUCUCUCCCCGGGGACACAAGAGUACAAGCUUAUGGAGGACCAAAUACUACAAAAGUACCGAAAGUAUAAAAAGAAGUUUCCUGGUUAUCGGGAAGAGAAGAAGCGAUGCGAGUACCUCCAUCAGAAAUUGUCGCAUAUCAAAGGCCUGAUCACAGAUUAUGACCGAGCACAGGAGCUCUCCUAGUAACCGGCCUCUGCCCCCGGCAGGGUGUGAUUUUACUGGACCAAAAGACUCCUAAUGGACUCAAAGACUGUGUAGCUGGGUCCCGGAGCCACUGAGACACUUUUCACUUUACUCCUCCUGCUAAUGGAAUCGAGGAGCGAGUUUUGUUUUUCAAAAGUGGGCUUAGACCACCAACUCGUGAUCAGAUGUUGCCCUUUAACACUACGGCUCUCAUCUCUGAUUGUGGCUGUUCUGGCUGGAUCUUGUUCUGCUGUAGUAUGGUGAGAUGACACAGUCAAAGCCAAAUCCAUUUCCUGAAAUGCAAAACAGAUGUGAUCCUUCCUGCCUGAUUGCAUUUGUAUUCCCUCCUUUAUCUCGUCAGAGCUAAAAAAAAAAAAAAAAAAGUGCUGAUUUAGAAAUAGUAUUAAAUUGAUGGUACAAUCAAUCUUAGAGGGAAACCAAUGCUCCUAAAGCCUUUAUGUAUUAAACAUACAGAGGAAUCUGUUCAUUUACCGUUUGUAAUCAAAUGUGUCAACAUUUGAUUACAUAAAUUAUUCAUUAGUUCCAAUGCUGACAUUACAUAAUGUCACUAAUAUGAUCCUGCUAUAAACAGUAUCUCUCUUCAGACCACAUGCAAACGGACAAAAUUCAUGCAAGUAUGAAUGCAGGAAUGAGAGACAGACAAAGGUUUAUAUCAGUUUAUCAAUAAUGUUAUCACAAGAAGAAGGGUAAAGCCUAAUAUGCUGUUGUGUCAAUAUGUGCUACUUCGUACUUUCCCCCAGAAUCCGUGAUGAGGAGCAGUUUCUCCAGGUUUUGGCCAUCAGGAGGCAUUCUGGCUUCAUCCUGCUUGAUUUCUGAGAAAUACUGCAAUGCCAAAAAAAAACACUCCUCACAGAACAGUGAGGCAGGUUUCAUGAUCCUGUCAGAUUCCCCCACGUGUAGCCUACAGUACCACAAACUGCCUUUUCCCUACGUAAUGUAAAACAUCAUCAUUCCAUACAUAUCUCAAGUCAUGCACCAAAUUUGAAACGCUCAGUUCCCUGAAUGGGCCCGAUUUUUUUCAUCAAGAUUGAAAAACUCCCAGUCUUGCAAUGUUAAAGGAACUAUUAAAAUAAUCCUGAACCCGAACUUUGAUGGGUUCUUCCUUGACCCAUAUUAGAUCCAAGUUUUGUUGAAAUCUGUUAAGUUGUUUUUGUGUAUUCUUGCAUACAAACAAUCAAACAAACAGACAGAGAGACAUGGGUGAACAAAAUUACCUGUUCGGCAGAGGUAACAAAGCUGGAUGUGCACUGCAAACAAAUUCAUACCAGUUGCCCUAAGACAAAGUAUUAAAUGCGUACAGGGUAAUGAUAAUUUACAUAGUCCGCACCUUUUACUACCAUUUACUAUGAUUUAUGUUCGGUUGAAUAACAACGAUUCACUUCAGUGAGGGUUUACAUGUUAAUGUUAUUCUGCCGAACGUGACAGAAAUGGCUUUAAAGCGUAUGGACGGGGGUGUGGUGGGUUGGUCGCUCAGCUCAAACCACCAUGGUUCAUAUGAGACUUUUCAUGUGAAUUAACACCACCUUUAAUUUUAUAUCUCCUUCAAUAGCUGUGGCCUGAUAAAGGGAAUAGUGCACAGAUUCCAGUGCUCUCUGGACAUUCGCAUUGGAUGUAGCUGCACUCACAAUGGUUGUCUUAAUAACGGCUGAAAAUGGGAGAAUGAAGCUAAUAUUUGCCUUAGCACGUAUGACAGACAUUUCCAGAAUUCUGCUACCUUUAUUCUAAAAUGUUCUCCGCACAGUUCAAAGCAUUUCCAUAAAUGUUUUUUUAUUUUCUCUUUUUAUUCUGAAGGAAAGUUCAGUUACUGGAUCGUUGUUGUGCAACAGUUGUCUAAUCUGUGUCGUAUUAGUUUUUUCGAUGUACGUCUUAAAUCUGUCAACGUAUUUAGCUUAAUUUGUCGUCUGUUGAAUCAUGAACUGUAAAAGGAAUUUAAUUCACUCUCUAAUCCUUUCGAGAACCACUCUGGAAAGAAAGAACCGAUGCAGGAAUCGAGACAGACACAAUAAUACGCUUUGCUUCUCUUGGUUUCUCAGUGCAAAAGCUAAUUUGCCACAUAUUCAGCAGCUCUUUCACAGCUAAGUGUGCAUUUCUUCUUCUUGUAUUCUGGGAUGGCUGAAGGAUUUGAGACCAGCACUAGUUUGUCUGUCUUGGCACAUAUGAAAACUUCCAAGAAAAGAAUAUUUAUUGCACUGACUAUUGCAAACAUUUUAACUGCAAGAGGCCCGUAUAGUGUUGAACAAUUCAGAGAAUUAAAUAUAAAAGCUAAGGUCAUUAACGGAUUCUUCUCACUCCUGCACAUCCAUAGAGAUAUUUUCAUUAUCCUGUCUGUUUAAUGAUCUUCUCAGGACCCGACAGCUUGAACUUAUUUGGUUCUUGUGUCUAUUUGAGAGUGUGUCUGAAAACACCAGUGUGUUUAUUCUGGUACGAAGGCUGGAUAUCAUUGAGUUAUGAAGGUACUCACACCUUUUAAAAUAACAGCAGGAUGAAAAAAAUGCCAACAAAACGCAAUGUAGACCAUGAAGUCCUGAUCAUUUACAGAGGUAACUCAAGUUAAGGGCUCCCUGUUUACCACUAAAAUCAUAUUGAUUAUUGCAAUCAAACAAAUUGCAUCAUGGGUAACACUCUGCGGGCAACAUAUCAGUCUGAUCCUAGUAUGAAUGAAGAUAAUUGAACAUUCCUCUUGACGUGUUUUUGGGAAACCGUAGCCUCCAUGAAAUGGGCUUCUCAAGUGCUGACUGUGAUGUUUUUUACUGUUGCAGGAGCGAACUACUGACGGUGCCUUUUCAUUCAGAAAGCAGAGUCACUCUGCCUAGAAACAGGAUUGGUUUUCUGGGAAAAAGAAAAAAAAAACUGGGGCCGGCAUAUUUACACAUGUGUAGCUUCACACUGUUGCCAUUGUUCAAAGUGCUUUGUUCAUCAUUUUUAGAAUAAGUUGAUAUCAAAUGCCUUGUUUAAACGUGUAAAGUAUAUUGGCUCUGACAUGAUGCGUCAAUUACAUUUUAAAAAUGUAGUUUUCCAGGACACCAAUCAAAAUGCAUCUAAUGUUAGCUGUUUCCAUACUUGUAUAUUUGGCCUUUUCUUGUCAUUUCAGCCCAGGAAACAGUUUCCACAUAUUUCAUUCAGAUGUGCUUAUUGUUGGUACUGGAAGAAAAAAACAAUGCCUCCAUGGAAAUGUGAAAUCUACCGUUUUGUCAAUUAUAAAUUGCUCCAAUUGCUCCACCCAUAGAAGAACACGUUUAUUUAUUGCUUUUUAUGCAUUUGUUCCUUUACAGGAUUCUUCUUUGCAAAGUCUGUCCACUCUUUCCACAGCAAAACUCAUUAGCAAGGUGAAAGGGAAAUGGAAUAUAUUUUUGCAAUUGUUGCUGGUGGAUGCCUCAUCACAAAGCCAUUCUCUUGAAAAAAGCUUUCAGAAAAACUUAAUGUAUUAUUGUCUCAGUAAAAUUGGAAAUUAAAGCUUUUUUUUCCA